CUUUGUUUAUUUACAUUUUUUACACCCUUUAGAUCCAAUGGAAAUUCGAUACAGUGGAAAUUGACAGCUGUCACUUAUCGCGAAAUUUAAUAAAUUACGUCCAAAUUUGCUUUAAAAUGAGUUUCCUAAUUCGUAGUAUUGCAGCUAGGUCUACUGGAGCUGCAGCUAGAUUAAACACGAGGAAUAUCAGUAGGUCUUCGGUUUUGCGCGCUUCUUUUAAGGUUCAAGAUGACAAGGAUUUUUUGGAAAAGGUGGAAAAUAGUAAAGAACCGGUGAUUGUGGACUUUCACGCCACUUGGUGUGGACCCUGUAAAGCUUUAGCUCCUAGGUUAGAAAAUGUGAUGGCUCAGCGUAAAGGUGAUAUUUGUUUGGCAAAGGUUGAUAUUGAUGAUUUGGGUGAACUAGCGGCUAAAUAUGAGGUUAGCACAAUCCCUGCUCUUGUAGUAUUUCGCAAUGGCAAGGUCGAGGAAAGAUUAAUUGGAUUGCAAGAUGAAGAUAAACUCAAUAACUGGAUAGAUAACAUUUUGAAAAAAUAAAGUUUACUAAAACACUAAUAUUUUGACAUCCAAUAGAAUUUUGUGAUAAUACAAAUUAUUGUAUUUAUUCUAGAUUUUUAAAUUUAUUUAAAUAUUGUAUUUAAAACGAAAUUAUUUAUUUAAAGUGUUUUUAGUGAUUCUGUACAUUGUACUUUGUGGAGUAAAUAAAAUUAUGC
This is a messenger RNA of Brassicogethes aeneus, 712 nucleotides long. The record is from the annotation of a GenBank genome assembly. NCBI's taxonomy places the organism in Eukaryota, Metazoa, Arthropoda, Insecta, Coleoptera, Nitidulidae.